GCCGAUCGCAGCGGUAGAGACGAAGACGACAAAGGUGAAGACGACGACGAGGACGGGGUGGAGGGAGGAUGGCGUGCUAGAGACUCACGGGACGCGACGCGCCCCGCCUCCCCGGUUGGGCUCCCUUCUCGGCGGCGAGGGGAUGACGUAGCCUUGUCAAAGACUUAGAAGCUAAGCAGAAAAUGAGCUUAACAUCUUGGUUUUUGGUGAGCAGUGGAGGCACCCGCCAUAGGCUGCCACGAGAAAUGAUUUUUGUUGGGAGAGAUGACUGUGAGCUCAUGCUGCAGUCUCGUAGCGUGGAUAAACAACAUGCUGUAAUCAAUUAUGAUGCCUCUGCAGACGAGCACUUGGUGAAAGAUUUAGGCAGCCUCAAUGGGACUUUUGUGAAUGAUGUAAGGAUUCCAGAGCAAACUUAUAUCACCUUGAAACUUGAAGAUAAGCUGAGAUUCGGAUAUGAUACAAAUCUUUUUACUGUAGUACGAGGAGAAAUGAGAGUCCCUGAAGAAGCUCUAAAGCAUGAGAAGUUUACCAUUCAGCUCCAGUUGUCCCAGAAAUCUUCAGAAUCAGAAUUGUCAAAAUCUGCAUGUGCCAAAAGUGUAUCUUCAAAAGUAGCUGAUACUGCAGUAGAGGUGCAGCACAAAGUCACAGAAGCACCAAAAUCUGAGGAAAAACCUGUGGAUAUUUCUGCAAUGCCCCGGGGCACUCCAUUGUAUGGGCAGCCAUCAUGGUGGGGAGAUGGUGAGCUGGAUGAACAAAAAGCUUGCAAGUCAAAUGGCAAAACUGAAGAAAACAAUCAUGGAACAGGCACAUCAGGGUGCAGCGUAGAUGCCAAGCAAGCUGAGGAACAGUCGGCAGCUGCAAGUGAAGAAGUACUUUUUCCUUUCUGUAGGGAACCAAGUUAUUUUGAAAUCCCUACAAAAGAAUUUCAGCAACCAUCACAAUUAAUAGAGAGCACUAUUCACGAAAUCCCAACAAAAGACACAUCAAGUUCCCAUACAACAGGUGCAGGGCAUGCUUCAUUUACCAUUGAAUUUGAUGACAGUACCCCAGGGAAAGUAACUAUUAGAGACCAUGUGACAAAAUUCACUUCUGAUCAGCGACACAAAUCAAAGAAGUCUUCUCCUGGAACUCAGGACUUACUAGGCAUCCAGACAGGAAUGAUGGCACCAGAAAACAAAGUUGCUGACUGGCUAGCACAGAACAACCCUCCUCAGAUGGUUUGGGAAAGAGCAGAAGAGGAUUCCAAAAGUAUUAAAAGUGAUGUUCCAGUUUACUUGAAAAGGUUGAAAGGAAAUAAACACGACGAUGGAACACAAAGUGAUUCAGAAAAUGCUGGGGCUCACAGGCGCUGUAGCAAACGUGCAACCCUUGAAGAACACUUGAGGCGCCACCAUUCAGAACAGAAAAAGCUACACAAGGCCCAGGCUGCUGAAAAGCACCAAGAUCAAGCUAUUACUAGCUCUGCGCAUCACAGAGGGGGGAAUGGUGUUCCACAUGGGAAAUUGUUAAAACAGAAAUCAGAGGAGCCAUCGGUGUCAAUUCCCUUUCUACAAACUGCAUUGUUAAGAAGUUCAGGGAGUCUUGGGCACAGACCAAGCCAGGAGAUGGAUAAAAUGUUAAAAAACCAAGCAACUUCUGCUGCUUCUGAAAAGGAUAAUGAUGAUGACCAAAGUGACAAGGGUACUUAUACCAUUGAGUUAGAGAAUCCCAACAGUGAGGAAGUGGAAGCAAGAAAAAUGAUUGACAAGGUGUUUGGAGUAGAUGACAAUCAGGAUUAUAGUAGGCCUAUUAUCAAUGAAAAACAUAAAGAUAUGAUAAAAGAUUGGGCUUUCAAUUCUGCUGCAGUAGUAAUGGAUGAAAGAAAACCAGUGAGUACAUCUGGAUUUCACAGCUCAGAGGAAGGAACAUCUUCAUCUGGAAGCAAACGUUGGGUUUCACAAUGGGCUAGUUUGGCUGCUAAUCAUACAAGGCAUGAUCCAGAAGAUAGGCUAAUGGAACUGUCUGCACCUGCUCCUUUAGAGAAUGAUAUAGAUAUCAGUGAAUCUGGCAUUUCAGUGAGAACUACAGGUUCUGGAACUUCUCUGGCUAGUCAGGGAGAGAGAAGGAGACGUACCCUCCCCCAGCUUCCAAGUGAAGAAAAAUCUCUUGACAGCUCCAGAACAAAGGCUGUAACACAGAGGUCUGAAAUAGGGGAAAAACAAGACACAGAACUUCAGGAAAAAGAAACACCUACACAGGUGUACCAGAAAGAUAAACAAGAUGCUGACAGAGCCCUGAAUAAAAUGAACAGGGCUAUAAAUGGGGAGACUCUUAAAGCUGGCGGCGACAAACCCCUGCUUCACUUAGGCAAUUCUUCUGGGAAGGAGAAAAGUGAAACUGACAAGGAAAUUUCUUUGGUAAAGCAAACAUUAGCUAAAAUCCAACAAGAACAAAAGGAACAGGGACAGUGGACACCCACUAAAUUAUCUUCCGCAAAAAAUGUUUCUAGUCAGAUAGAUAGAUGUAGGGAGGAAUCCUUUAAACAAGAGUCACAACCUCAAGAAAAAGUUGUAGGGAAUUCUGCAAGCAAAGGAGAAAGAGUGACACAAAAUGAAGGCAAGCGAAGAAAAGCUGAAGAAAUUCUGAAAAGUCAGACCUCCAAGGGAGGAGAUAAGAAAGAAUCUUCAAAAUCAUUAGUGCGACAAGGAAGCUUCACCAUAGAAAAACCUACCCCAAACAUACCCAUAGAACUUAUUCCUCAUAUAAAUAAACAGACUUCAUCAACACCCCCUUCUUUAGUGUUAGCAUCUGCCAGUAGAAUACGGGAAAGAAGUGAUUCUAUGGAUACUGAUUCUAGUAUGGACACUACCCUCAUUCUAAAAGACACAGAGGCAGUUAUGGCUUUUCUAGAAGCUAAAUUGCGUGAAGAUAAUAAAACUGAUGAAGGACCAGAUACUCCCAGCUAUAAUAGAGACAACUCUAUUUCACCAGAAUCUGAUGUGGACACAGCCAGUACAAUUAGUCUGGUCACUGGAGAAACUGAAAGAAGAUCAACCCAAAAGCGAAAGAGUUUCACUAGUCUCUAUAAAGACAGGUGUUCCACAGGUUCUCCUUCCAAAGAUGUCACAAAAUCAUCAUCUUCAGGUGCUAGGGAUAAAGUUGAAAAGAAAACAAAAAGUCGUUCCACUGAUGUAGGUUCAAGAGCAGAUGGUCGCAAAUUUGUACAAUCUGGUGGAAGAAUAAGACAGCCUUCUGUAGACUUAACAGAUGAUGACCAAACCUCAAGUGUACCUCAUUCUGCUAUCUCGGAUAUUAUGUCAUCUGAUCAGGAAACAUACUCUUGUAAAUCUCAUGGAAGGACUCCACUUACCUCAACAGAUGAGCAUGCACAUGCUAAACUGGAAGGAAGUAAAGUAUCUAAAUCAAAAACUUCUCUUGUAGUACCUGGUUCAUCCAGUAAGUCAACCACUCUUCCAAGGCCGAGACCUACCAGGACUUCCCUCUUGCGCAGAGCAAGACUUGGUGAAGCUUCAGACAGUGAACUUGCUGAUGCUGACAAAGCAUCUGUUGCUUCUGAAGUAUCUACAACAAGUUCCACAUCAAAACCUCCCACUGGAAGGCGUAACAUCUCUAGAAUUGACUUAUUGGCUCAGCCUCGUAGAACAAGGCUUGGCUCAUUAUCAGCUCGAAGUGACUCUGAGGCAACAAUCUCUAGAAGUAGUGCCUCUUCAAGGACAGCAGAAGCCAUUAUUAGAAGUGGAGCCAGAUUAGUACCUUCAGAUAAAUUUUCUCCUAGAAUUAGAGCUAACAGUAUUUCUCGACUAUCAGACUCCAAGGUCAAAAGUAUGACCUCAACACAUGGCUCUCCAGUAAAUUCAAGAUGGAGGCGCUUUCCUACUGAUUAUGCUUCCACCUCAGAAGAUGAAUUUGGAUCAAACCGUAAUUCCCCUAAACAUACCCGUCUACGUACUUCUCCAGCCCUGAAAACGACUCGACUGCAGAGCUCUGGGUCAGCAAUGCCUACUAGUUCUUCAUUCAAGCACCGAAUAAAAGAGCAGGAAGACUACAUCCGAGAUUGGACUGCUCAUCGAGAAGAGAUAGCCAGGAUCAGCCAAGAUCUUGCACUCAUUGCUCGGGAAAUCAACGAUGUAGCAGGAGAGAUAGAUUCAGUGACUUCAUCAGGCACUGCCCCUAGUACCACAGUAAGCACUGCUGCCACCACCCCUGGCUCUGCCAUAGACACUAGAGAAGAGGUAGGAGAUCUUCAUGGAGAAAUGCAUAAGUUGGUUGAUCGUGUUUUUGAUGAAAGCCUCAACUUCCGAAAAAUCCCUCCACUAGUUCAUCCUAAAACACCUGAGGGAAACAACUGUCGGUCUGGUGAUCCAAGACCUCAAGCCACAGAGCCUCCUGAUCAGUUAACAAUUACAAGAAGGAGAACCUGGAGCAGGGAUGAAGUCAUGGGAGAUAAUCUGCUGCUGUCAUCUGUAUUUCAGUUCUCUAAGAAGAUAAGACAGUCUAUAGAUAAAACAGCUGGAAAGAUCAGAAUAUUAUUUAAAGACAAAGAUCGGAAUUGGGAUGAAAUAGAAAGCAAGUUAAGAGCUGAAAGUGAAGUACCUAUUGUGAAAACCUCAAGCAUGGAGAUUUCUUCCAUCUUACAGGAACUAAAAAGAGUUGAAAAGCAGCUACAAGCGAUAAACACUAUGAUUGACCCAGAUGGAACUUUGGAGGCUUUGAACAACAUGGGAUUUCCCAGUGCCAUCUUGCCAUCUCCACCGAAACAGAAGUCCAGUCCUGUGAAUAACCACAGCAGCCCGGGUCAGACACCAACACUUUGCCAACCAGAAGCUAGGGUUCUUCAUCCUGCUGCUACCUCAGUCUCAGCUGAAUUUGAGAAUACUGAAUCUGAGGCUGAUUUCAGUAUACAUUUCAAUAGAUUCAACCCUGAUGGGGAAGAGGAAGAUGUUACAGUACAUGAAUGACUUUCUCUUGAUGGUUAAAAAAUAAUUACCUGUGGAAUGACUAGGAAUACUGGAAGCAGCAUACUAUUGACUUAAACAAAACAAAACAGCUUGGUCUACUACAAACUUUGUUAUCUCUGUCUCCUUAAUUUAUUUGUAACCUACAGUGUGGUAUCAUAUUAAUCUUUUAAACCAUUUAGAUAACCACUUGAUGCACAUAUAGGAAAAAGCAGAUUGUGGCAGUGUCACUUUUUGUGUUUUUAAGAUUUUCAAAUUGAAUUCAGUAAUUGUAUCCUUUCCCUUCAUAGAUUUUUGUUCUUUUUUUUUUCUUUAAGCCAUGCUGUGACCUACAAGCAAACUAAAUAUCCAACAUUUCUGACCCACAUGUCUCCUGUUUCAAGCUGCUCCCUGAAACGGACUUCUUCAUCUGUAUAGAUUUGUUAAACACUUAUAUUUGCUUCUAAUAAUAGGAUUUAUACUAGUGUUCAUUACCAUUGGAUACAAUGACAUAUUACUCUCCACAGUCAAACUGACUUUUGGAAACAGUCAUUCUUGUGUCCUAAGUUUUUCCAACAUAUAUGUGAUUUAUAUAACUUCAUUGCUACAUAAAUUGUCUUGGGAUUUAUGGAGAUGAGCUAUUAUGUUUGCACUAAGAUUUGCUGGCAGUGGUAUGUGGACAUAUCUAUAUAUCAAUAAGAACUAACCCAUCUUUUUUGUACAUAGACUAAUAAUACUGUAUUUUGUUUUAACCCCUCAGUGUUUUACUCCACUUUCAAGAAGAUCAAUUUGGCACUUUUUUCAGUUUUUUUUUUUUUAAUAAAAGUAAGAUUUUUUUUUCUUCUCAUUUUAGCACAAAUGAUAACUAGCAAGAUUAAACUAGCCAGGUAGUUUAGGUGGAGUAUAUUUUUAAAACUUAAGAACCUGUUUAUUGGUCCUGUGUUACCAAGUUUAUAUGUGACGGUUGGAAAAAAAAAAUUUCCCUGAAAUAAUCAUGAAGUUAAUUUUUUUUUCAUUAGGAGACCUGGAGAACCAGUAGUUAUAAGAUUAGUUGAUAGUUUCACUCCCUGGCGAUGAAUUGCUUCUAUGUGUUUCCCUGUAGGACCCAAUAAAUAGUAAGUAAAUCCUGUCUAAGUCUCACACACUCGUAAGGACCCUGCAGGACAACAGCAACAAUGGCUUCGGGCCUAUGUUACUAAAAAGGAAGCCUGUGAAAAAUACCUUCUAUAAACUUGUUUAUUUCUCUCUCCAGUAAGUUCACAUUUUAAAAAGAAAGUAAUUAUCUUUGUGUUUCCAGAACACUAUAAUUUGGGUGAAACUUAAUUCAGUUGAAAGUAGUCUAUUAGUGAACUUCGAUUUUCCCCCUUGACCCCAUGAAUCUAUAAAGGUAAAAUCUCCCAAGUUUUAUGAAAUGGUCUUUAACAUUUCAGCAAUAAUCCUGUGCUACAUUUGUUUUAAGAAACAAACUAAAUCUAUACACUGCAAAAAUUUACAGGAGUUUUAAAAUCCUGUACUGUUGGGCCAGUUAAUAAAGGUGGGAAAAAUUUUUUUUUGUAGAGAUAUAAAAACAAGAGCUUGUUUUAUAAUGGAUCUUGUAUUUUUUUUUUCUUUAAAUUAUAAAAAGAACUAUUCUCCUUGUAAAGCUAAAUUUCUCAUUCUAAUAAAGGAAGAUUUUUUAAAAGGUUUUAAAUAACAUGAAUGGAAAGGAAAAGUGCUUUAAAGGAGUAAAAGAAACAUUAAAACAGGGUCAAUCCAUUUGAAGGAAAAGUUGAGCAAAGUAAUCACCACUGUUCCCUCUUUUAUUUAAUGUAUGGGUACUGAUUAUAUCCACAUGGAAGUAGCAGGUAAGAAGUUGCAUAGGAAAUUAUUUGUAUCUACUCUUAUUUACAUUAUUGUUUAAUUGUUUACACAGUUUUGUUCAAUUAUAAACAUUUGGCCUUUUACUAUGUUAUUUUUAUUUUAUAUGAAUACAUUAUUCUUCUUAUUUAUUUUUGUUACAUUUAUUACUUAUGUUAUUUUGUUAUGCAUUUACAACUCCAUUUUUAAAUAAAGUGUUUCUGGAACUUUAUAAAA
Molecule: messenger RNA, 7007 nt
Organism: Erinaceus europaeus (western European hedgehog)
Lineage: Eukaryota; Metazoa; Chordata; Mammalia; Eulipotyphla; Erinaceidae
Gene: CEP170
Product: centrosomal protein 170
Exons: 20
Coding region: 183-4958 (1591 amino acids)
Cellular component (GO): centriole
Molecular function (GO): protein binding
Source: RefSeq, a predicted model, not a curated record